Chinchilla lanigera (long-tailed chinchilla) is the source of this 3832-nucleotide messenger RNA. RefSeq names its product pogo transposable element with KRAB domain (gene Pogk). Gene Ontology annotation, cellular component: nucleus. Lineage: Eukaryota; Metazoa; Chordata; Mammalia; Rodentia; Chinchillidae. Gene Ontology annotation, molecular function: DNA binding. The record is from RefSeq and is a predicted model, not a curated record. Gene Ontology annotation, biological process: regulation of DNA-templated transcription.
UCCCGGCCGGACCCUCCCUCCUCCCACCACGUGUCCUCCCCGCUCCCUCCCGAGGGGCCGCGCGCACGGGCAGCCGGGCAGGCGGAAAGGAUGGCGCCGUGACAGCCGGGCCGCAGUCCCCGCGUCCCAGAUGGAGUCCACAGCCUACCCUCUCAAUCUGACCCUGAAGGAAGAGCAAGAGGAGGAAGAAAUUCAGAGCCAGGAACUGGAGGAUGGCCCCACAGAUAUGCAGAAAGUCCGAAUCUGUUCAGAGGGUGGAUGGGUACCAGCCCUGUUUGACGAGGUGGCCAUAUAUUUUUCCGACGAGGAAUGGGAAGUUUUGACAGAGCAACAAAAGGCCCUCUACCGGGAAGUCAUGAGGAUGAAUUAUGAAACUGUCCUGUCCCUCGAAUUCCCAUUUCCUAAGCCAGACAUGAUCAGCCGGUUGGAAGAGGAGGAGGAGUCUCAUAAUUCUGAUAAGUGGCAGCUCCAAAGAGGAACCUUGGCAGAAAAUGAAGAAUCUGACCUUAAGCCCCCGGACUGGGCAAGCCCCAUGCACACUGCUUCCCAGUUUCCCCCUCCUCAACACCUCGACAGAUUCAGCCUGCGUCUGCCUCGCUGCAUCACAGAGCUGCCCGAGUGGAGUGAGGGGUACCCCUUCUACAUGGCCAUGGGCUUCCCAGGGUAUGACUUCUCGGCUGAUGACAUAGCUGGCAAGUUUCAGUUCAGCCGAGGCAUGCGCCGAAGUUAUGAUGCAGGGUUCAAGCUGAUGGUAGUGGAGUAUGCUGAGAGCACCAACAACUGCCAGGCUGCCAAGCAGUUUGGGGUAUUAGAAAAAAAUGUUCGAGACUGGCGCAAAGUGAAACCACAGCUCCAGAAUGCGCAUGCCAUGCGGCGGGCAUUCCGAGGUCCCAAGAACGGGAGGUUUGCUCUAGUGGACCAACGCGUGGCUGAGUACGUCCGGUACAUGCAGGCCAAAGGGGACCCUAUCACCAGGGAGGCCAUGCAGCUGAAAGCUCUCGAGAUUGCCCAGGAGAUGAAUAUUCCAGAGAAAGGGUUCAAGGCAAGCCUGGGUUGGUGCCGAAGGAUGAUGAGGAGGUAUGACCUGUCUCUGAGGCACAAAGUGCCUGUGCCCCAGCACCUGCCUGAAGACCUGACUGAGAAGCUUGUCACAUACCAGCGCAGUGUGCUGGCUCUGCGCCGGGCCCACGACUACGAGGUGGCACAGAUGGGGAAUGCAGACGAGACGCCAAUCUGCUUAGAGGUGCCAUCCAGGGUGACUGUGGACAACCAAGGUGAAAAGCCUGUCUUGGUCAAGACACCAGGCAGGGAGAAACUGAAGAUCACCGCGAUGCUGGGUGUCUUGGCUGAUGGGAGGAAACUACCUCCAUACAUUAUUUUGAGGGGGACAUAUAUCCCCCCAGGGAAGUUCCCCAGCGGGAUGGAGAUCCGCUGCCACCGUUAUGGGUGGAUGACUGAGGAUUUGAUGCAGGACUGGUUGGAAGUGGUGUGGAGACGGAGGACAGGAGCUGCGGGAACUGUGCCCAAGCAGCGAGGGAUGCUGAUCCUGAAUGGCUUCCGGGGUCACGCCACUGACUCGGUGAAGAGCUCCAUGGAAAACAUGAACACUGACAUGGUGAUCAUCCCCGGGGGCCUGACCUCACAGCUGCAGGUGCUGGACGUGGUGGUCUACAAACCACUCAAUGACAGCGUGCGGGCCCAAUACUCCAACUGGCUUCUGGCAGGAAACCUGGCGCUGAGCCCCACAGGGAAUGCCAAGAAGCCACCCCUGGGCCUCUUCCUGGAGUGGGUCAUGGUUGCGUGGAACAGCAUCUCAAGUGAGUCUAUUAUCCAAGGGUUCAAGAAGUGCCACAUCUCCAGCAACUUGGAGGAGGAAGAUGAUGUGCUGUGGGAAAUCGAGAGUGACCUGCCAGGAGGCGGGGAGCCACCGAAAGAAUGUGACACUGAAAGCGUGACAGAAGGCCACUGAAGGAAAGCUGAGCAGAUGGAUCUGUGUUGGAAACAGUUGGGAAGGAGAAUCCUCAAGUUUAUUCCCGAAAGUGUGGGUGUGCAGGAGCAGCAGAAAGAGCAACUGGGCUCUGAACAGCCUGGGUAUAGACGGUGGCCCGUGCAGCCAUCCAGGGACACAGUCCCUCUGCCCCUACCCUGAAAGGUGUCAGCAGUGUCUUAAGAUCCUUCAUUUGAACAGAGACAAGAUGAGAAAAGAAACUUUCUGCCCCGCUUCUUGUUUUGGAGAGUCCUUCAUCUGCCCAUCAGAAGAAACCUGUAAAUAUGAAUGAGCAAAGGUAUUUCUUGGAGAAGAGGCCAUUUGGUCAACACCAACAAGAGACUCAUGGUGUGGGCACAACUCUUGCGGUGUCCUUUCUGUGGAGAAAAACCCCAAGUACAUCUUUUAUUCUGCUUCUGAAAAUGCUCCCGGAAGUAGACCCUGUCCUGCGCAGGUCAAGACUACAAAGAAGGCUUUUUGUAGAAAAGUGUCACUUACGUACACCUGCUACUUACACGUCACCUUCAGGAAAAUCAGAUGCUAAUGAUAACAGCAAAAUUAAGACAAACUGGCCCGGCACCAACAGAUGGCUUUUCUAUAGACAAACUAGACUAGUAUGGAAGAUAUAGCUUAAAAGAAACGAUGCUGUUCUGUUUAGCAUACCAAUCUGGUUGGCAGCUAGACUUUUUUAGGGUCGUGUUUAAUGGCCCUCUUUUUUCACUAUAUUUAAUGAUCAAGCAGCCCGUAGUCCACAAGCCCUUCUGUUUCUCAGGCUGCCUAUAGAAGUCACUAUGAAUUAUCUGCUGUCUGCGUGGUACACAGCCCACUGACUCAUCUACUUGUUCUGUUAAUUUCUUUCAUAUUUUCUGUCACAGGGCAGGAGGACUUGAAUCUUUAGCCACCGCUGUUUCAAGACUUAAGAUCUUCUACCCUGCAGGAAUAAGUGGGAGGUCAUCAGAAUUUUACACAGUAGUAAUCUGCAUUCCCACAUAGGUCGAGUGUUACAAAAACAUUCCUUCCAAGCUAUCUGUGCUGCAAAAAAUUACGCCAGAACUUCAGACCAAGCCAUUGCUAGAAUGUCAUUCCAGUGUCGAGUCUGGCUCACAGGCUACCACAACCACUUUUCCUCCCAGUAGCCUCAGCUCACGUGUAUAUUAUAAACUGUCCUUGGCAUCUUGAACACCUGUUUCUACUCAGGUACUCAUUUUCCUGUUACUGAGUCACCAGUCGGAUUUUUUAAAACUAGUUUCCCACUCCCACACACACAAGUGGGGCGGAUUUGUCUUUGUAUCUGAGUAACUUCCAGUAUUUGAGUUGUUUCCCCAUUUGCCUGUUCCUGCAACUGUAUUCCUGGUCAUCCAAAAUUAGCAUCUAAUCCGUUACUUUCCAUUCCAGAAGUUUCCAUUCCCUCCACUUCUGAUUUUCCUUCUACUGCUCCAGUUCUUGGCCCCUUCUUUUGUGUCUUAUUUCUCUGCUUUGGGAGCUUAAAAGAUGUUGCAGGACUUAAUUUGGGGUUCCUGCAUGGGAGCCAGUUACAUUGCUGAGAAGAGUAGAAAAUGGGUUCAGCUCUUGUUUUAUUCUACACCUCUUGAGUCUCAACUUCUGCUGAGAGAUGAUGCCUUACAGGUUAAAUAGCACUGGAACUUUCCUAGAGUGAUGGCUCUGCUGUCAGGGUCUUCUGGGCUCGUCCUUCCAGACUUACUAUGAUCUAUGCCUAACAGAGCCCCAGUACAACUGUUGUACAGAAUGGCUAUUACCCUGGAGUACUAGAACACACUGAGCAUAGUUAUAUUCCCUAAUAGAUAGGAACUGACCUGACAAUAAACUUUGAUAAUAAAGAUAAUA